Chaetura pelagica (chimney swift) is the source of this 419-nucleotide messenger RNA. RefSeq names its product fatty acid binding protein 2, intestinal (gene FABP2). Lineage: Eukaryota; Metazoa; Chordata; Aves; Apodiformes; Apodidae. Bases 21 to 419 code for a protein of 132 amino acids. Gene Ontology annotation, cellular component: cytosol; nucleus. The record is from RefSeq and is a predicted model, not a curated record. The transcript is spliced from 4 exons. Gene Ontology annotation, molecular function: fatty acid binding. Gene Ontology annotation, biological process: fatty acid transport.
GUCCUCCUACAGGCAGAAACAUGGCACUUAAUGGUACCUGGAAAAUAGACAGAAAUGAAAACUAUGAAAAGUUCAUGGAGGCCAUGGGUGUUAACAUGAUGAAAAGAAAGUUAGGAGCCCAUGAUAAUAUGAAGCUCAUUAUCCAACAAGAUGGAAACAAUUUUACUGUCAAAGAAUCAAGCAACUUCCGUACCAUAGAAAUUACAUUCACUCUGGGAGUCAAUUUUGAGUACAGUCUGGCUGAUGGGACUGAACUUACUGGUUCUUGGAACAUGGAAGGAAAUAAAAUUGUAGGAAAAUUUACUAGAAAAGAUAACGGAAAAGUACUCACAGCAUCCAGAGAAGUCAUAGGUGAUGAACUUGUCCAGGUCUAUGUAUAUGAAGGAGUUGAAGCAAAAAGAAUCUUCAAAAGAGGCUAA